AUGACUUACUCGUCGCCUCUGCCCUCGUUUUCGUCGCCUGCGUCAUCGCGUCUCCCCACGGUUAGACGCGCAAGUUUCAGUGGUCAAUUGGCUUUUCUUGUCCAUUCGCAGGAAACAGUUGCAAAUCACAUGCCUCCAGACGUCGACAACAAGGCUCUCGCUCGUCAGAAGCGAAGACGCACAAGCAAGGAAGACGAGGACAUACUCAAGUCCGAGUACCUGAAGAACCCCAAGCCCAGCAAAGCUGCCCGCCUAGAAAUUGUAAAAAAGGUCGCGCUUGGCGAAAAAGAGGUCCAGAUCUGGUUUCAGAAUAAACGCCAGAACGACCGUCGUCGCUCGCGGCCUCUCGAGCCGUCUUCCACCGCAUCAUUCAUGUCGUCUUCAUCAACCAUGUCGGACCCGCCCACCGAGGAUGAAGUAGUGGCUGUUGCGCGCCGUAUCGAUAACGCGCUGGAGCCGCACGAGUCGGACGAGUGCCCAAAGUCCGAUCCACCAGAGCAGCCCGCAACCCCCGAACUGACAUCCGACGAAACCAUCCCAGAACCGCGCACCAUCGACACAGCUAUCUCCCCGGCUGUUGAGCCAGAGAACGCAAACGAAGCACCUGUAGAGCCUUCAGCCGAAGCACAGACAGGGAUAGCUCCUCCCCAGACCACCAACUCUCAGCAAGCCGUACCAUUGUCACAAGCUACCACACAAUCACGCACAUCAUGGAUUUCCAACCGCCGCAGUGCCUCAUUCGUCCGAUGCCUACAAGACUACACCCCUGAAGUCAUCACCUUCCCGAAUGCUCCGCCCAGGCCCCUGGAAUCACCCGAAGCCUCAACAAAGACCCCUUCACGUCCACUGAAACGCACACACUCAUUUAUGCGCUUAUCGACAAACGAAAAUGGUACCGCCCGCAUCGUCACCGACUUAGAUAAGACGCCUUCACCGCCCAAAUCGAAGAAGACUCCAUGUUCUUUUUCUCGUGCUGCGGCUGGCUUUCGACGAAGUUACAGCGCAGCAGGCUUGAACGAUAGAUUGGCUGCUGCUGCACGAGGAGAGCCAAGCCCAAAGCUACCAAGGACAGGAUCGAGCGUUGGGAGGAGUAGAGACUCGCGUGCAUGGGAGUUUUGGUGCGAUCCUGAAGCCCGGUCUACAACAAGUCUUACUGCGCGUGCAGAACAAGAAGAGAGUGGAAGUGCAGCAGACGCGAUAGGCAUACUUCGCGCGAACCGAAGAAUACUGGCUCAAAACCAAGCGCGUCAAAACAGUAGUCCGCUCACGCGUCACAGCUUACACAAGGUGCUUGGUAGUCCGCUAGUGAAGAAGUCGCGUGGUUCCAUGCAACGCGCUUCGACAGUCAGUGGUCGCAUCCCGCAGAUCGAGUAUUCCAACUACAAAAGAGGCGGCGACAGCACCGAAUCAGACGAGAUGCCACCAACAGAGAGCGACAAGGAGAACUGGGAGCCAAACGCGUCCAAAGCGGUACGUCGCGAUCGACAAGUUGCUGCUACGCCUCCAGCUUCAAGAGGUGCUCGUCAAAUCCUCGGGGAGAACAUAGAGUUGAUGUCACAAGCAUCAAGUCUAGGUGCAAUGCUAGCCAAGGAAAGGAGGGGCACUGGGAAACUGGUCGUUGAUCCCGAGCAAGACGAUGAACUACGGCAGUUUAUGGGCGGCGACAGUGCAAGCGGGCGUUCGAGCAUCAAUUCAGCUGAAGAAGCUGGUUGUGUCGAGGGUCUGCUGAAGCUGAGCCAGGGCCAGUGGAGGUGA
This is a messenger RNA of Bipolaris zeicola 26-R-13, 1755 nucleotides long. RefSeq lists its product as uncharacterized. The record is from RefSeq and is a predicted model, not a curated record. Bases 1 to 1755 code for a protein of 584 amino acids. Gene Ontology annotation, biological process: regulation of transcription by RNA polymerase II; cell differentiation. Gene Ontology annotation, molecular function: DNA-binding transcription factor activity, RNA polymerase II-specific; RNA polymerase II cis-regulatory region sequence-specific DNA binding. The transcript is spliced from 4 exons. Lineage: Eukaryota; Fungi; Ascomycota; Dothideomycetes; Pleosporales; Pleosporaceae.